CUGGCUGCGAGACCUGCCUCAGCAGCCCAAAGCUCCAGCCAUGGGCUCGGGGUGCGUGCCCGGGCUCUGCCUGCUGGUCCUGCUGGUCCACGCCCGCGCCGCCCAACACAGCAAAGCCGCGCAAGAUGUGGAUGAGUGUGUGGAGGGGACCGACAACUGCCACAUUGAUGCUAUCUGCCAGAACACCCCACGGUCAUACAAGUGUAUCUGCAAGUCCGGCUACACAGGAGAUGGGAAACAUUGCAAAGAUGUGGAUGAGUGUGAGCGAGAGGAUAAUGCAGGUUGUGUGCACGACUGUGUCAACAUCCCGGGGAAUUACCGAUGCACCUGCUAUGAUGGAUUCCACUUGGCACACGAUGGGCACAACUGUCUGGACGUGGAUGAGUGUGCUGAGGGCAACGGAGGCUGUCAACAGAGUUGUGUCAACAUGAUGGGCAGCUAUGAAUGCCACUGCCGGGAAGGCUUCUUCCUCAGUGACAACCAGCACACCUGCAUCCAGCGGCCUGAAGAAGGAAUGAACUGCAUGAACAAGAAUCAUGGCUGUGCCCACAUUUGCCGGGAGACACCCAAGGGGGGGAUUGCCUGUGAAUGCCGCCCUGGCUUCGAGCUCACCAAGAAUCAGCGGGAUUGUAAAUUGACGUGCAACUAUGGUAAUGGUGGCUGCCAGCACACUUGCGAUGACACAGAGCAGGGGCCCCGAUGUGGCUGCCACGUCAAGUUUGUGCUUCAUACUGACGGGAAGACAUGCAUCGAGACCUGUGCUGUCAACAACGGGGGCUGCGACAGUAAGUGCCACGAUGCAGCUACUGGUGUCCACUGCAGCUGCCCUGUAGGCUUCAUGCUGCAGCCAGACAGGAAGACCUGCAAAGACAUAGACGAGUGCCGCCUGAACAAUGGGGGCUGUGACCACAUUUGCCGCAACACAGUGGGCAGCUUCGAGUGCAGCUGCAAGAAGGGCUAUAAACUUCUCAUCAAUGAGAGAAACUGUCAGGACAUAGAUGAGUGUUCCUUUGAUCGAACUUGUGACCACAUGUGUGUCAACACACCCGGAAGCUUCCAAUGCCUCUGCCGUCGUGGCUACCUGCUCUAUGGUGUCACCCACUGUGGGGAUGUGGAUGAAUGCAGCAUCAACAGAGGAGGUUGCCGGUUUGGCUGCAUCAACACGCCUGGCAGCUACCAAUGUACCUGCCCAGCAGGCCAGGGCCGGCUACACUGGAAUGGCAAGGAUUGCACAGAGCCUGUUAAGUGUCAGGGAAGUCCUGGAACCUCGAAAGCCAUGCUCAGUUGCAACAGGUCUGGCAAGAAAGACACCUGUGCCCUGAGCUGCCCCUCCCGGGCCCGGUUUUUACCAGAGUCUGAGAAUGGCUUCACUGUGAGCUGUGGAACCCCCAGCCCAAAGUCUGCUCCAGCCCGUGCCAGCCACACUGGGAACAGCACAACUUCCAACCACUGCCAUGAGGCUGCAGUGCUGUUGGUUAAACAACGGGCCUCCUUCAAGAUCAAGGAUGCCAAGUGCCGUCUGCAUCUGCGAAACAAAGGCAAAAUGGAGGAGGCCAGCAGGAUGCUGGGGCCAGGUGGUGCCCCCUGCUCUGACUGCCAGGUCACCUUCAUCCACCUCAAGUGUGACUCUUCUCGGAAGGGCAAGGGCCGACGGGCCCGGACCCCUCCAGGCAAGGAGGUCACCCGGCUUACCCUAGAACUCGAGGCGGAGGUGAAAGCUGAAGAAACCACAGCUGGCUGUGGGCUGCCCUGCCUCCGACAACGGAUGGAACGGCGGCUGAAAGGGUCCCUCAAGAUGCUCAGAAAGUCCAUCAACCAGGACCGCUUCCUGCUGCGCCUGGCGGGCCUUGAUUAUGAGCUGGCCCACAAGCCGGGCCCAGUAGCUGGGGAGCGAGCAGAGCUGGUGGAUGCCUGUAGGCCUGGGCAGCACCGUGCUGGAGCCAAGUGUGUCAGCUGCCCGCAGGGAACGUAUUACCACGGCCAGACGGAGCAGUGUGUGCCAUGCCCAGCGGGCACCUUCCAGGAGAGAGAAGGGCAGCUCUCCUGCGACCUUUGCCCUGGGAGUGAUGCCCACGGGCCUCUUGGAGCCACCAACAUCACCACAUGUGCAGGUCAGUGCCCACCUGGACAAUACUCUAUAGAUGGGUUCAAGCCCUGCCAGCCAUGCCCACGGGGUACCUACCAACCUGAAGCAGGACGGACACUGUGCUUCCCAUGUGGUGGGGGCCUUACUACCAAGCAUGAGGGGGCCAUCUCCUUCCAGGACUGUGACACCAAAGUCCAGUGCUCUCCUGGGCACUACUACAACACCAGCAUCCACCGCUGUAUCCGCUGUGCCCUGGGCUCCUACCAGCCUGAUUUCCGUCAGAACUUCUGCACCCGCUGUCCAGGCAACACAAGCACUGACUUUGACGGCUCCACCAGUGUGGCCCAGUGCAAGAAUCGUCAGUGUGGUGGGGAGCUGGGUGAGUUCACUGGCUAUAUUGAAUCCCCCAACUAUCCGGGCAACUACCCAGCCAGCGUGGAGUGCAUCUGGAAUAUCAACCCCCCACCCAAGCGCAAGAUCCUUAUCGUGGUACCUGAGAUCUUCCUGCCAUCUGAGGACGAGUGUGGGGACGUCCUCGUCAUGAGAAAGAACUCCUCCCCAUCCUCCAUCACCACCUAUGAGACCUGCCAGACCUAUGAGCGCCCCAUUGCCUUCACAGCCCGCUCCAGGAAGCUCUGGAUCAACUUCAAGACUAGUGAGGCCAACAGUGCCCGAGGUUUCCAGAUCCCCUAUGUUACCUAUGAUGAGGACUAUGAACAACUGGUAGAAGACAUUGUACGAGACGGCCGGCUCUAUGCCUCUGAAAACCACCAGGAAAUUUUAAAGGACAAGAAGCUCAUCAAGGCCUUCUUUGAGGUGCUGGCCCACCCCCAGAACUACUUCAAGUACACAGAGAAGCACAAGGAGAUGCUGCCAAAAUCCUUCAUCAAGCUGCUCCGUUCCAAAGUUUCCAGCUUCCUGAGGCCCUACAAAUAGUGUCCCUAGACCCACAGGCCCUGGUUUUGAAGCUCCCAGACUCCUUAGCCCUCAGAGCCGGCAGCCCCACUCACAGACACAAAACUCUCUCCUCUUUUUAGAGAGAAAGAGAGAAAAAUAUCACUACAGACCAGGCACUCUCCCUUUCUGUCUCUAUUUUCCUCUCCUUGCCUCUCUUCCUUUCUCUUUCUUUUUUCUACAUGCUCCCUGGAAAAGCCAUUCAAAGCUGGCUCUAUUCCCUCUGAGGGGUGAAGGAACAGUACCCAAACUGCCCAUUUCACCAGCUCACAGUCCUAGCCCCAUCAGCUUGGAAGGGUGCUGGAGGCCCACGAAGGAAGUGGGUCUAGUGGGGAAUGGGGAGGGGGAUAAGGGGGCUUCUACCAUUAUGAAGAGGUGCCUUGCUAGUCAGGAGCCAAAUCGUCCCUUGGCUGUGUCCCCCAGGGUGAUUCUGAUAGCCCAGGGUCCUGCCAAAGAAGGCUUUGACUUAGAGGCUUAAUGCCAGCACCUCUGGGGCACACAGCUUGAGUCCUGGACCACACACAGUUGGCUUUCUUGCCUGUACAGCAGAUCGCCUUCCUCCCCUACAUAUCUUCCUGGGGUCUACUCUAUACAGUCUUACAGAUGGCCCACACCACUGGGCUAGUGGACACCAGCUGAAUGAGGAAGAGCAGCAGGCAUUACCAUGCUGAAUGUGCCACUGUGAUUCUCCGAGAAAAAGACUAGCUGUGCAUGACAGAAACCAGGUUUCAAAGUAUCACCAAAAAAAAAAAAGAAAAGAAAAGAAAAUGUAUCUAAAGGACUAGACUACAGAACAAUUGGAAGCUAGCCUCAAACACUAGUCCCUUUUCCUACUUGUCUUCCCUGGCCCAGCCAUCCCCGUACCCCCACCCAAGUGCUUCCUGGGGGAGCCUGACUCCCCUUGCUAAGUGCUGUCCUUAAAGAAACAUGGCUGCUGACUGGAAGCCAGCUUGGGCCUCGCCCCACAGUUGUCUUUCCCUUAUAAUCCCAGGUGGCUUGUGGGCUCUACCAAAGAGGACCCCACUCUGCAGCCAGCCCAGAGCCACCUACCUCUGGCCCCAGGCCAUGGGCGGCAAGAGGAAUGUGUGUGCACUUGGCGAGCCUUCUGCCCACCUUGUCCACAUCUAAUAAGUGCAAUCAUUUUGAGUCUUUCUAUGUUGUCUAGAGGGAGGGGUUUCUGUUUUUGUUUUGUUUUGUUUUUUUUUCUCUAUUAGAACUACUCUAUUUAUAGCUGCCCAAGAAAGAAGUGUGUGUGUUUGGAGUGGAAGAAAAAAGGUUUUGAAUCUCAUGAACCUUGAGUGCUGAAGCAUCUAAUCUGUCUCUUAUUCCUCCACUGGUGGCCACCCAGACCGCUAGGGUCCUCAGCUGGGGUAACCGAGGGCUAUAGCUCAGAGGUACCUGAUGUGUAGGACAAGAAUUCUGGGGACUUGAUGGAGCAGGAAGGAGAGAGACCUGUGUUUGUUAAACAAAUCCUGCCAUCCCCAUGCCUCUCCAUGGAUUCAGCAUGGACCUCAUGAUUGUGAAGGCCAGUGGAACCGGUAAUUCUCUACCCUAAGUCGAGAAAAUCUCCAUCUUUUCCCUUCAUCCUGUUUUUUCUUGAUGCCCACAUCUCCACCCUACAAUGGAAGAGGAUCAGGGGAAACCGCCUGGAGAUGGAGUGUCUUAGGGCCCUGAGGCCAGAGCUAAGGCUGUGGGAACCAAAAAUAGGA
Molecule: messenger RNA, 4749 nt
Organism: Orycteropus afer afer
Lineage: Eukaryota; Metazoa; Chordata; Mammalia; Tubulidentata; Orycteropodidae
Gene: SCUBE3
Product: signal peptide, CUB domain and EGF like domain containing 3
Biological process (GO): signal transduction
Cellular component (GO): cell surface
Molecular function (GO): calcium ion binding
Source: RefSeq, a predicted model, not a curated record